UUGGCACCCAGCUGGCCGGCGGCAGGGAGAUCUCCUCACACUCCCGCACCUGGGGCCUUCUCUGAGACAAAAAAGUGGGCUUCAAAAUGUCCCAGACAAGGAUGAGGGACCAAAAUGAAUCCUCUAACAACUCCAAGAGAGACUCCACCACAGGGUCUCAGUCUUCAAAAGGCUCAAAACAUAGAAAGGAAGACAAACACAAAUGCGUCGAUGGCCCCUAUUUCUGUCCCCCAAGUCUGUAUGGUGGCCUGCGGAAGGUGAUGAUCUGCAUACCCACGCAGGUGGUCUGUCCUUACUGUGGGAACUACGUGGUCACCGUGGCCACGCCCGUCCCAGGACUGCUCUCUUGGGUGCUGUGUUCUGGCAUCAUUGUGCUUGCGUGUUUCCUGGGUUGCUGCUUUCUCCCGUGUUGCAAGUCGAGCCCCGUGGAGGUGAGCCACUCGUGUCCUGUGUGCGACAAGGAGAUCUUCCGCUGCCAGUAG
Molecule: messenger RNA, 482 nt
Organism: Dipodomys spectabilis (banner-tailed kangaroo rat)
Lineage: Eukaryota; Metazoa; Chordata; Mammalia; Rodentia; Heteromyidae
Gene: Litafd
Product: LITAF domain containing
Exons: 4
Coding region: 87-482 (131 amino acids)
Biological process (GO): regulation of cytokine production
Molecular function (GO): zinc ion binding
Source: RefSeq, a predicted model, not a curated record